CAAUUUCAAAACCUAACCUUUUUAGUUAGCGGCGACCACAACAACACGUGGAUAGCUUGUUCGGUGACAUGCGACAGAAUAUCGAUUUUAAUUAAGAAAUUAGUGAAUUAGUUAUAAUUAUUUAUAGUCAAAAUGCAGCACGACGAUGUUGUUUGGAGCAUCAUCAACAAAUCGUUCUGUUCCUUCAAAGUCAAUACAAAAUCACAACGGUUUUGUAGAAAUGAAUACAAUCUCACAGGUUUGUGCAGUCGAUCGUCAUGUCCACUUGCAAACAGUCAGUAUGCAACAGUCAGAGAAGAGAAUGGUAUUAUAUACCUAUACAUGAGAACAGCUGAAAGAAUUCAUGCCCCAAAGAAUCAGUGGGAAAAAGUAAAGUUAUCUCGGAAUUUCGAAAAAGCAAUUCAUCAAAUCAAUGAGAAUCUACUGUAUUGGCCUGGAUUUAUAAAAUCAAAAUGUAAACAAAGGUUUGUCAAAAUCACACAGUAUUUGAUCCGUAUGAGGAAACUGAGGCUCAGACGACAGAAGAAACUUGUUCCACUGCAGAGAAAGAUUGAAAGAAGAGAAAGAAGGAGAGAAGAAAAGGCUCUCAUUGCUGCUAAACUUGAUACAAAUAUAGAGAAACAGUUGAUGGAGCGAUUGAAAAAAGGAGUGUACAAAGAUAUAUACAACUUCCCACAAAAAGUCUUUGAUAAAGCAGUUGAAGCUGUUGAAAUUGAGGGAGAAAGUGAGGUAGAAAGCGAGGAUGAAGAAGAUAAGCAAGAAAUCGAAAAGGAGGUUGAACAGGAAUUGGAGGCUGAUGAGGAAAUGCAAAACAAUACUUCCCAAUUUGUUGCAGCUGACAGCGAUGACGACGACAGUGAUGAUGAUGAAUAUGAAUAUGAAAUGGAAUCUGCAGAUGAAGAGAGUGAUUCUGGUUUGAAAGAACAAGUGGAAAUGUCUGACAGUUUUGAAUCUGACGCAAGUGACAUUGAGGACGCCGUUGCAUCGACAAGUAAGGGUAUGAAGAAACCUAAAGUAAUCAAGAAGGACAAAACACCAACUAAACCUAAACGAAAGGUUGAAAUCGAAUAUGAAGUUGAAGAAGAGCCGAGGCAAAGAGCCGUUAGAUAGGGUAUUCUAUUGUUAUUCUAUGAAAUUUUAACUAAUUUUGUAAUAAAUCGUUUAAAAACCACGCUUCACCGGUUUAAUCAAUCAA
Nasonia vitripennis (jewel wasp) is the source of this 1195-nucleotide messenger RNA. RefSeq names its product protein MAK16 homolog (gene Rbm13). Lineage: Eukaryota; Metazoa; Arthropoda; Insecta; Hymenoptera; Pteromalidae. The coding region runs from base 133 to 1110 and encodes 325 amino acids. Gene Ontology annotation, cellular component: nucleolus; preribosome, large subunit precursor. The record is from RefSeq and is a predicted model, not a curated record. Gene Ontology annotation, biological process: maturation of LSU-rRNA; maturation of 5.8S rRNA. The transcript is spliced from 8 exons.